This is a messenger RNA of Astyanax mexicanus (Mexican tetra), 889 nucleotides long. RefSeq names its product ubiquitin-conjugating enzyme E2T (putative) (gene ube2t). Lineage: Eukaryota; Metazoa; Chordata; Actinopteri; Characiformes; Acestrorhamphidae. The transcript is spliced from 7 exons. The record is from RefSeq and is a predicted model, not a curated record. The coding region runs from base 116 to 703 and encodes 195 amino acids.
AAUUCCCAUGCUGCACCGCGGUGACGCAGAGUGACGCAGUAGCUGUCGGCGGGAAAUCUGAGGCGAGUUGUUUGAGGAGCGGUGAGUUAGCUAACAGGCUAACCUGAGUGUUAAGAUGCAGCGGAUCAGCCGGUUAAAGCGAGAACUUCAGCUUCUGAACACAGAACCACCACCCGGAAUACACUGCAGCUUCAGCGAGGAGAACCUGGAGAACAUCCAGGCCCAGAUUAUUGGAGGUUCUGGUACGCCUUUUGAGGGAGGAGUGUUUAAUCUGGAGAUAAAAGUUCCUGACAGGUAUCCAUUUGAACCUCCUCAGGUGCGUUUCCUCACGCCCAUCUACCACCCCAACAUCGACAGUGCGGGACGGAUCUGUCUGGAUGCUCUUAAACUGCCACCCAAGGGGGCGUGGAGACCUUCUCUGAACAUCUCCACGGUGCUGAGCUCCAUCCAGCUCCUCAUGGCCGAACCCAACCCUGAUGAUCCGCUGAUGGCCGAUAUCUCGUCUGAGUUUAAGUACAGUAGAGCUGUGUAUCUGGAGAAAGCUCGGAAGUGGACGGAGAAAUACGCCACACAGAAGAAGCUGGGCGAUGGUGAGGAACAGCAGAAGGGUCCUGAUGAGGAACGCUGUGGAAAAACCUCCCGGAAAAGAGAAGCUCUUUCAGCUCAGGAGAACCUGGAGCAGCCCAAGAGAUCCUGCAGUUAGAGAUGAUCCUCAAAAAAAGGACAUUUCCCAGGUGCAUGCUGUGUUCGUCUGUUAUGUAUGUGUUUGUAUAUAUGUUCAGUGUUUUUUUUAAUGUUUAGGUUUCUUAGUUUCUCUCUUAGAGUUCUCAGAGAGCCGCACAUGUAUGUAUGAAACUAAUAACUUUAUUAAAUCAUUCUUUCAUCACAA